Messenger RNA from Prionailurus viverrinus (fishing cat), 811 nucleotides. RefSeq names its product ubiquitin conjugating enzyme E2 C (gene UBE2C). The record is from RefSeq and is a predicted model, not a curated record. The transcript is spliced from 6 exons. Lineage: Eukaryota; Metazoa; Chordata; Mammalia; Carnivora; Felidae. The coding region runs from base 193 to 615 and encodes 140 amino acids.
GCCGUGCCCAGCACGCCCUGGGCCUUGGGGUCGAGACCUCGGACUUCCGGGCCCCCACCUCCUCCUUGAGCGGGCUGAUACGGGGACAGGAGGGCACGCCGGGAGCUCGGGCCGCCCUGGGAGGGCCUCCCGAAGGAGGACGGAAGGGGGAGGCAGGCUGCCAGGAUCCUCCGCGGGCUACAGCAGGAGCUGAUGACCCUUAUGAUGUCUGGUGACAAAGGAAUUUCUGCCUUCCCUGAAUCCGACAACCUUUUCAAAUGGGUGGGGACCAUCCAUGGAGCAGCUGGCACAGUAUACGAGGACCUGAGGUAUAAACUCUCCCUGGAGUUCCCCAGUGGCUACCCUUACAAUGCACCCACGGUCAAGUUCCUCACGCCCUGCUACCACCCCAACGUGGACACCCAGGGUAACAUCUGCUUGGACAUCCUGAAGGACAAGUGGUCUGCCUUGUAUGAUGUCAGGACCAUCCUGCUGUCCAUCCAGAGCCUGCUAGGAGAACCUAACAUCGAUAGCCCUUUGAACACACAUGCUGCUGAGCUCUGGAAAAACCCCACAGCAUUCAAGAAGUAUCUGCAAGAAACCUACUCAAAGCAGGUCUCCAGCCAAGAACCCUGACUGUCUAGCCUCUUUCCUUGUGUUGUCUUUUUAUUUUCUCCUUAGAUGGUCUGUCCUUUCCUUCAUUUCUGCCUAGGACUCUGUAUCUUAAACUGUGGUGUUAUUUUUGUUUUGUUUCUGUUUUUUAAAUUAAGUGUCUGGUUGAGCCCUUGUGAUGAAUAUAUUAAAUAAAUACAUUGGUUGGGUUUUUUUGGGG